Molecule: messenger RNA, 3027 nt
Organism: Salvia miltiorrhiza (redroot sage)
Lineage: Eukaryota; Viridiplantae; Streptophyta; Magnoliopsida; Lamiales; Lamiaceae
Exons: 23
Coding region: 466-2877 (803 amino acids)
Molecular function (GO): methyltransferase activity
Source: RefSeq, a predicted model, not a curated record
AGAAGGCGGGAUUAGAUAUUCUCACUCUUCUUGAAUGGAGAACACUAUGAUAAACAGCAUUUUUCUUUUUCUUUUUUGCGGCAAAUUAUAUAUGUGCCUGAAUAAAAAAUGGAGAAAUGAAUUUGAUAUAGUAGAACUGAGGACGCAGCGUUGGUAGAAAGCACCAAUUCUCGAGAGCUAGCAUUAGAUAUUUAAUGAUGGUGCUUCCUCAGCGCAUCACAUGUUCGAUGAAAUGCCUCACCAUUCAUUUUCCCUAAAUCCAACUUAACUUGGCUUUCCUCAAGCUCAAAGAAAUGGCGAUUUCUUUUGUCUGGGCUCCGAAUGCCUUGGUCAUGCUCAUGCUUCUUCAUCUUUUCUUUCUCUCCAAUACAAGUGUGCGCGGCCUUUUCUAUUACGAGGCUAUUGGAAUUAUCAAUAUUGGGAUUUUUAAUGGAAAUUGGAAAUGCUUGUUUUCUCUAUUAGGCUAUGUAUCCAGAGGUGAUGGAACUAUUUGAGAGUGUUGGAGUUGAUACUGAGGUCUCUGACAUUUCAUACUCUGUGAGCUUGGAUCAAGGCCAAGGUUAUGAAUGGGGCACUCGAAAUGGACUCUCAAGUUUGUUUGCACAAAAGAAGAAUGCCCUGAAUCCAUGGUUUUGGAAAAUGAUUAGGGAAAUCAUUAAGUUCAGAGACGACGCCUCUCUUUAUGUUGAAGAGCUCGAUAACAAUCCAGAUAUUGACCGGAAUGAAACACUGGGGACCUUCGUCCAAUCCCGUGGUUACUCUGAGUUAUUUCAGAAAGCUUUUCUUAUUCCAAUUUGUGCUUCUAUUUGGUCAUGCUCUUCAGCAGUGAUGACCUUCUCUGCCUAUUUAACACUUUCGAUCUUGCGUAAUCACGACAUUCUGGAGCUUCUUGGCCUCACUAAACGGUUUACACCGAAAUGGCUUUCACAAAGUUAUGUCAAUGGGAUCAAGAAAGAGCUGGAAAGUAGAGGAUGUCAAGUGAAAACCGAUUCUGAAAUAUGUUCAGUUUUUACCAAUGACAUGGGUUCAGGUUGUACUAUUACAUGUAAAGAUGGCUUGGAAGAAGCAUAUGAUAAGUGCAUAAUUGCUGCACAUGCUCCAGAUGCUCUAAAGAUCCUAGGAACGCAGGCGACAUAUGAUGAAUUAAGAAUACUUGGUGCUUUUCAAUAUUCCUACAGUGAUAUUUUCCUUCAUCAUGACGACAAUCAAAUGCCAAAAAUCCGAGGGGCAUGGGGCUCAAGGAAUUUUCUUGGAACUACCAAUGACAAAGCUUGUAUAACAUAUUGGCUCAACAACGUUCAGAAAAUAAAAGAACACGACGUUUCAUAUCUCGUGAUUUUAAAUCCACUUCGUACACCUAAACAUACAUUGUAUAGGUCAUCAACUAGCCACCCUAUACCGUCAGUUGCUGCAUCCAGAGCUUCGUCUGAGCUCAAUGUUAUCCAAGGAAAGAGGGGACUAUGGUUCUGUGGAGCAUAUCAAGGCUAUGGCUUCCCUGAGGAUGGAGUAAAGGCAGGCAUACUUGCUGCAAGUGGCAUGCUUAGAAGACAUUAUACUUUUUCAAACAACCCCAAAUGCAUGGUUCCAUCCUGGUUUGAAACUGGGGCUUUUGUUUUCGUUACGAGGUUUCUCCAGCGAUUUAUUGCUACUGGAUGUCUAAUUCUUCUGGAAGAAGGUGGUAAAAUCUUCACCUUUGAAGGUACAAGAAAAAAGAGCAAUUUAAAAGUUACUUUGAGAGUUCACAAACCCCAGUUCUAUUGGAAGGUCGCAAUGGAGGAUGAUUUAGGAUUUGCUGAUGCCUACAUUAAUGGUGACAUUUCUUUUGUUGAUGCAAAUGAAGGCCUUCUCAACUUUUUUCUGUUGAUUAUAGCAAAUACAGCGAUGAACGCUGAUAUCGCUAGGGGAUGGUUUCCAAAGUUGUUUUAUGCAUCUAUAAUAGGAAUGGCAAGAAAUUUCUUCAAGCUUGUUUCCAGAAAGAACUCACUAUCUCAGGCACGCCGUAACGUCUCGAUGCAUUAUGACCUAAGCAAUGAAUUGUUUUCUCUAUUCUUGGAUGAGACAAUGACGUACUCUUGUGCAAUGUUUCGGAAUCCAGGUGAAGACUUGAUGAAUGCACAGCUUCGGAAAGUCCAUACUUUGAUUGAAAAGGCAAGAAUUAAUAAAGAUCAUCACAUUCUAGAGAUUGGAUGUGGUUGGGGAGGUUUCGCAUUUGAAGUAGUAAAAAACACAGGAUGCAAAUAUACCGGCAUUACAUUGUCAGAAAAGCAGCUGCAAUACGUAGAACUGAAAGUAAAAGAAGCAGGUCUACAGGAUCAAAUUGAAAUUCUUCUUUGCGACUACCGCCAAUUGCCUAGCAACUAUAGAUAUGACAGGAUAGUAUCAUGUGAGAUGAUAGAACAAGUCGGGCAUGAAUAUAUGGAUGAAUUUUUCAAAUGCUGUGAAUAUUCAUUAGCUGAAAAUGGUAUUCUUGUUCUUCAGUUAUUAGCAAUAGCUGACGAGAAAUAUGAUGAGGCGAGGCUCAGCAAUGAUUUUGCCAAGGAAUACAUAUUUCAUGGUGGAUGUCUGCCUUCACUUAACCGAGUAAUAUCUGCAAUGGCCGCUGCGUCCAGGCUUAGUGUGGUGCACCUAGAAGAAAUAGGAUGUCAUUACUUUCACACCCUUAGAUGUUGGCGACAGAACUUCCUCCAAAACCAAAGUCAUAUUAUGGCUCUCGGAUUUGAUGAGAAGUUCAUAAGGACCUGGGAAUACUAUUAUGACUUUUUUGCUGCUGGAUUCAAAUAUUGUGUUUUCGGAGAUUAUCAGAUUGUAUUCAGUCGACCUGGUGAUGUUGCUGCAUUUGGGAGUGUUCCAUACAACCCUCUCCCUUCUACCAAAUGAUUUCUUAUCUUGUAUAUCUGCUCUAUGUUAGUUGAAAUAAUUAAGGCUUGAUGUUUUAGUCUCUAAAUUGAUACUACAAAUAACUUAUGUGUGACAUUAACAUAUAGCAGAAUGAAUGUGUGUUGCAAGUGCAACCUCCCAUUUAGAAUA